Molecule: messenger RNA, 6573 nt
Organism: Belonocnema kinseyi
Lineage: Eukaryota; Metazoa; Arthropoda; Insecta; Hymenoptera; Cynipidae
Product: HEAT repeat-containing protein 1 homolog
Exons: 8
Coding region: 184-6468 (2094 amino acids)
Biological process (GO): positive regulation of transcription by RNA polymerase I; maturation of SSU-rRNA from tricistronic rRNA transcript (SSU-rRNA, 5.8S rRNA, LSU-rRNA)
Cellular component (GO): t-UTP complex; small-subunit processome; 90S preribosome
Molecular function (GO): snoRNA binding
Source: RefSeq, a predicted model, not a curated record
GUUUUGCUCCAUAGUUUUAGGUCGCCCGAAUUUUAGGAUGUUUUUAAUAAAAAAUUUAGUUAUUGUAGAUAAUAACUAGCUUAUGAGCACUUAUAUUAGUUGCUCUAUCCUUUUAAAAUAAUACAUUUUAAAAAACAGAAGACAAAAAGUGUGUAUAGGAACUGAAGUUGAGUGAAAGUGAGAAUGACGACUUCUCUUGCUGAGCAAUUGAAGAGGUUGCAAACACCUCAAACUUCAUUGUUGCUGCAAGACAAAAAGAAACCCAGUUUAUUAUUUGCUCCCAAAGAUGCUGCUAGUUUGGACAGAGAAACUGUAUUAGCUAUUGGACAAAGUGGAUUAAAGGAAUUAAUAAAACGAUGCAGCCUCUUCGAAGAAUUCGAAGGGACUUUAUUUGCCCAUAGUUCUGUGAACUUGGAGCGUUCUAUGAGGGAAGCAAAAUUUAACGAGAAACUAAAUGCAAAUAUCGAGAAAUUUUUGAUAUUUCUCUCACCUCACUUUCUACUGGAGUACGCGCGCAAGGCUUUGGAAUGGCUGAUUUGCAGAUUCUACAUUCAUCAGUACAACAAAGAUCAAUAUCUCCUCUUAAUUCUACCUUACUAUGAAACUCAUUCCUUUGCAAGAGCUCUGCAAUUGGUAGAUCUGUCAGAUCCGAGUGACAAAUGGCAUUGGUUAAAGCCAGUUCAAAAAGCCGGACAACCACUCGCUUCCAUAACUUUAGUCAAUCGAAUCACCUCAGACAAUGGUUUCCUAAAACUGAUAUGCAAUCAUGUGAUUAAUGCUACAAAAGCGUGCCGACCCGAAGCCACUAGUUUAGGAACAUUGUACAAUUUUUACACCUCUGGUCUCGUAAAAGCAAUUCAUCGACUGAAUAAUAUCACCGAUGUUCAGAUAAAUCACAUGUUGCCAGCUCUCAUUAGUGGAUUGUCAAGUCCAAUCGUAGACUUUGCAGCGAGCAAUUACAUAAUUAUUUCAAUACUGAACACCAAAGUCAAACUGAGAGACGAAACUAUCGAUUUUCUGCUCUGCAAGUCUGUCAAAAGACCCAGUCAUCGACUGCAUUACGAAGUUCUUCUUUUAUUAGUUUCCCUCUACAAUGCAGCCACCAAUCCCGUCACGAUAAUGUCGGAAAAGCUGCUUAUCCGUUUAUCGAAUCUAUCCUGGUUUACGAAAACACUCAUUCAGGUGAAAUCUGCCGGGGUUCAAACUUCGAAAUUCACCGGUCUUUUUCUCGAAAAUGCUGUUAGAUACAUUCUGAUCAAUCCCGCGAAAUCUGAAAGCGUUCAGAGUAUUGUCAAUGAUAUUUUGGUAGAAGUUCGUUUGAAUGAUGACGAAGUUGAUUUGUUUUUGACCGGUAUAUUAAAGAACAAUCUGAUCUCGCUCGUGGAAUCGGAGGAGUCGAAGCUAUUUCUCAUCUGUUUGUUCAAGUCUCUUGAGAAGAGUUAUCCAACGAAAUUUGAUGAUUAUCUGAAGAAAAUUAUGUACGCGAGUGAAAAUGAUGAAGAGGCGAAGACAACACUGAAGUUUCUGAUGUCCUGGCAUGUCGAGGCACGGGAUUCGGAAGGUUCUCUCGAGGUUUUGAAUUCCCUGACUCACGCGAGUUCCGAGCAACGAAUCCUCGCUCUGAGGGUGAUUUCGGAAAAUCGAAUAAAGAUUUCCGAGAGUUUUAAGGAGAUGGUGAACCGAGCCUUGAUGGCGCGAUUCAACGAUGAUGAGGACAGUGUGAUCGCAGCGCUGCUGACCUUUCCCACCUCUCGUUUAAAAGAACUUUUUCCCGCUGAUGCUUUGAUCGAUAAACUGACAAUUCUCGUGUCAAAUCACAAUGACAUCAAUCGAAAAAUCAUUGCCGAACCUGCCCUGAAAAUUCUUUUGGAAAUGUGUGACGGAAAUGAUGCGAGUGUAUUCCUCGUGACACUUCCUUAUUUAUUCCCGAUGAAAAACGAGGAUGUAGGAAUAGCGCUCGAGAUUCUGGAUUCGAAUUUCGGUAGAGGAAACAAGUUUAUGUCAACGCUGAAACGAGAUCUCGGGGCGAAUUUAAAAACAGCAAAAAGCGCGGCUAAAGAGAGAAAGGAUCUUACAGACAUUGCUGAGUGGUUUGUGCAAACGGUUUUCUCGAGUCUUCUCAAGAAGGAUUUACUGCCACCGACCGAUAUUAUCAUCAGUAUAAUGAAACAGCAAAUGGCACAUGGCGACGCUUCCUUUAUACUUUUCAAUUUGAUAUUCCUCGGAUCCACUUGUCGAGUUCCCGCGGGUUCUUUGUCCUUCCAGGUAGUCAGAGAGGCGAUAGAACUGGCAGCGGAAAUUAUCAAGAGUUACAAAAACGUUCGACUCUUGCCCGGCACUGAUCAGUUUGUUGUUGAAAAAAUGCAUGAGGCGCUUCGUUUCACCACUAAGGGAAUUCUACCUUUACAGGUUGGAACUCACGUCUUGGAAAAGGCUCACCGAUGUUUGGAUUUGAAGGCUGAAACCUUUAUGUUCGAUUUUGAAAAAGAUCCGGAGAGAAGUCAGUUGAUUCUCAAGUUGAUUGAAAUCCUCUUCGAGGGGAUGAACGACAAGGAUACAAAGUCUCAUUACGAAUGGUGCUUGAAGAUUUUCAUCGAGAGGCACUUCAAGAAGUUGGAAGGGAUUCUACGAUUUUUAUCCCAGCUUUUUAACGAACCUGUGCAAACCCAGACGUCUCAACGUUCUCUCGAAAUCACUCUAAAACUUUUGAACAAUUGCAAAUCGUUCCGGUGGGACACAAUUGAUAAAGUUUUGACACCCAAUUUUCUCUUCACAGAUAAAAUUUUCGUCAGCAAUUUGCUGAUCAGUUUGACAUCGAAAGUUGAUAGUUGCCGAGAAGUUGCUGUUAAUAUUUUGAAGGCUUUGAUCAUCAAAAACGAGUCACAGAUUACCAAAGCUUCAGAUGAAGGCUUCUUCACUUUGUUGCAAGAAUUGGCGGAAACAAGCCUGGAAAUAAGCAUGGAUGCUGAUCAGUUGCCUCUGGCUCUUUAUCUGAAGCUUUCUCCGGAUCCUGAUGUUGGAAUAUUAUUGAAAGGUGUGCGUCUAAAAGAAAAUUUAAAAGUCGCUCGAGAACUUCUUUUUGAAAUAAUUGGGGACGAAAACGUCCCUCUUCAUGUAGUUUCACAACUUCUCGAGGUUUUAACGCAUGUGAAUGGACCAUCGAUUCUCAAGCAAUUGGCACCUCUAGGUCUCACAUUUUUGAAAAAAGUCAUCACACAACCGGAAAAUAAAUACGUCAGUAUUGGUCUAACGAAUAUCCUUCAAAGAAUUAAUAGUAGUACAGUGACGGCUUUACAAAGUGCAGAGGUCUGGAAAUUAUUUGAGGUCAGUAUUUCCGAUGACACGCCCCAGAAAUUGAUCAACAACACAGUCAAAUCUCCAAGUGUCGUUUUAAUCAAGCAGAUUGACGAGACUUUCUUUGAAAAUCUCGGAAAUGUUUCGCACCAGUUGCAGAAAAAAGUCUUCUCGAAAUUGGUCGACGUGAUUACGGACUCGGAAAACAGCGGUGUGUGUUCAAUAGGUAGCAAAUCAUUGCAGAAAAUUCGAAUCAAGGCGCAAUUUAUCGUUGAUGAGUUGAAACUCAUGACACAGUCCGUCUCGAAUAAUAAUCAGGGAAGUGCUACAAAACCGCGGAAGAAAUUGGGUAGAAUGUCGGUUCUACCAAGUCCGGAAAUAAUAAACACUCAUGAGUGGAAACGAGGAAUAAACUUGCUAGAAUUUAUCAAAACGGAGAAUAAUAUUCUCAAUGAGGAAAUUCUGAUUCCAACUCUUUUUGAUCUUCUUCGCACCUGUCUCGGUUUUGAGAUUCAGGAUCCGGUGGAAUAUACCAAUCAACUCUUGCUAUCGGCCCUCCAUCUUUUGGUGAGCAAAUCUCUGCCGAUUCGAGGAGCCCAUUUGCACAUUGCUCUAAUUGCCCAGUGCAUCCGGAUAUCUAGAAAUCCUCAGACUCAUUAUUACGCGUUGUUGCUCCUGGUCGAAUUGUUCAAAGUCGCUGAUACUCAGAGUGCUCUGAACAGUAUCAUGCCGAUCUUUACCUUUGUGGGAAGCUCAAUUUUAAGACAGGAAGAUGCCUAUUCGAUUCAGAUUACCUCGAAGACUAUCGAGACGAUUAUUCCGAUUGUGAAUGCAGCCAAUGAUGAGAAUCAAGCCUGUGAAAUUUUGCGACUCUUUAUCACUUCUCUGCCGGAUAUUCCCGAGCACAGGAGAGUAACCAUUUUUGUGAAGCUUUUGCAGCUCAUGGAGAACUAUCUUCAUCUUUAUUAUUUGCUAACUUUUGAAAGUCACGUUUUGUCGCAGAGUAAUGCAACUCCGGCACAAAAAGCGCAAAGAACUCCAACCCAGAAGGUGGAAUUUGCUCUGCAGAUUUGUCAGGAAUUCCCACCAAAGAAGGUGAUUAAUGUUUGUGUGAAACUGGUGCAGUUUCUGAAGUCUCUUCCGAUCGAGAUUGAUGAAGAGAAUAAAUCAAGGAAGGGAAAGUUCAAGAGCAAUCAUAUUUUCAAUGUGGAGAAGAAUUCGCCGAAACAGUUGAGACAUUAUAAAUACACGAUUGUCCAGUUUCUCAGUGAACUUUUGUCCAGGGCGGAGUUUAUUAAUAGAGUCGCGGAACUGGAUGUUGAGACUAUGAGUGAAAUUAUGACUGAUUUUGAUCAGUUGAUUGUGGAGCUGGUUCUGGUGAUUGAGAGCGCUUCGAAAAGUGUGGAUAUUCAUCAAGGCAAGCCAAAGGCGAAGUACUGGAAGGUAUUGCUCAGACAUUUGUAUGACAUUUUGGAUUUGGUGAAUAGUCUUUUGCCGAAUAAGGCUUUUAUUGAGAGUAUCAAGAGGCUGAUUGAUCAUGAACUUUUGAGUGUGAGAAGGAAAGCUUUGGAGUUGCUGAAUGCGAGGUUGCAGCAGAGGAACUUUGGAGAGUGUGAUCAUGAGGAUUUGUUAAGUUUGAUGGAUUUGUUUACGAAUGUUCUGAAGGGUCCUAAUAAGCUCGUGAAUCAGGAGAUUGAGAUCAUUCAACAAACGGUGCUGAUUAGUAUCAAGUUGUUGGCAAAGUUCUUGGCUGCUGAACAUCCGGAGAAUUUCAAGCCGAUUCUCGAGUUGACAACCGAGUUGGUGAAAAAGAGAAAUGGGCCAGUCUUGGGAAGUGCAACUGCAUGUCUGGGUGAAUUAUGCAGUUCGAUGAGAAUACACGCAAUUCAUUCUCUCAACAAAUUCUUCCCCGCGAUUCUUCGUUUAGUGGAGAAACAAACGUACCAGGAGGUUCCUGACGUUAUAAUGAUCAGUGUCGUCAGCGCUCUUCAAAAAAUAAUCGAGACGAUGGCCAACUUUAUGUCUCCUUACCUGGACCAACUACUUUUUGAACUCUCCAGGCUUAAUUCCCUUUACACCGACUCUGAAAAUCCAAAGAUCGGCAUAGUCGUCUCCAGAUUAAGAGCAACCGGAAAUAAACUCGCAAGCUCCGUUCCUCUUCGAGUUUUAUUACCAGCCGUAAAAAAUACCUACGACGAACUCUUAACGAAAAAAUCCUACAAGUACAUCGCUCCUCUAUUAAAUAUUUUUGGCGAAUCUUUUGCAAAUCUGCAGUCUUCAGAUUUGAAUGCCGCCUUGCCGAAUCUGAUCGGAUUUUUCUUGAAUGUUCUGGAAUUUCGAGAGCAGGUUGGAAAAUGCGAGAAAAUGGAGGUGGAUGGGGAGGAAGGUGUUCUUUUGAGUGACAUAAAGGUCGUGGAAGAGAGUGCGAGCAAAACAAUAGUCGCACUGAUUUUAAAAUUGAGUGAAGACACCUUCAGGCCUUUCUAUUAUCGAUUGUACGAUUGGGCGGCCAGAAAUCCACAGCACAAGCAACGAAACAUCACCUUUUACAGACUGUCAGCGACGAUUGCCGAUUGCUUGAAAUCCCUGUUCGUUCUCUUCGCGGGACACUUUUUGAAGCAUGCAGCACUGCUACUGACCACCAACAAUUUUUCGAUAAGCAAUGAAGUUCAGGAAACGACCCUCGCCGAGGAAUCGAGUCGAGUCGAGCUCGUCGAAGUCCUCAUGCUCACUCUUCACAGAGUCUUUUCUUACAACUCUCACGACUUUGUCACCCAGGACCGAUUCAAUAUUCUCCUGCAGCCAAUAGUCGACCAGAUCGAAAAUGUCAUGGGCACUCGAGAAGAAUUCGAGAAGCGAGCGAAGGAUUUAAUUGUCCCGUGCAUCGCUUCCUUCACUGGGGCAAUUCCCGACGACUCCUUGCACCGCCAACUCGUUUGUCAGAUUGUUCUCAAAUCUGGACACACCAAGCCCUAUGUCAGAAAUACGGUCGUCAACUGUUUCGUGGAAAUAGCAAGAAAAUUGGGAGAAGAUUUCAGGCCACUCUUAUCCGAAAUUCUGCCUGCGCUUUCAGAAUUAUUAGAGGAUGAGGACGAAGUGGUCGAGAAGAAUGCGCAGAAUGCAGUCAGAAUCCUCGAGGAAAUUCUGGAAGAGCCUCUUCAAAAAUAUUUCUGAUCCUCCUACGAAUUUCAGGUGCUAAUUGUACGUGUAAAAUAUUUUUUUUAUUAUUCUAAGGAAGGUAACUUACUAGUAUAUAGUAAUAAAGUGAUUAUCAUGAAA